AUGUCGCAGCAGAUCGUCUGGAGUAUGGCCAUGUUCUGGCUCAGUUUAGGGCCAUUGAAGCUGAAUUGUGAUGUUGCGUUGUAUGGCCACUUUUGCGCAUCGGUUGCAUUCCGCAGACCCUGCUUACCUCCUCCACCAUCACAACAUUCUCCUCCAUCCUCCGGAGCAGAUGAGAACUGUUGUCGAAUUGGCUCUGGAGUAUCUGGCUCAAGGUUGACUUACCCACGGCGAGCUACACCUCCGCUCGACCAGUAG
Lentinula edodes (shiitake mushroom) is the source of this 255-nucleotide messenger RNA. RefSeq lists its product as uncharacterized. The record is from RefSeq and is a predicted model, not a curated record. The transcript has 2 exons. Bases 1 to 255 code for a protein of 84 amino acids. NCBI's taxonomy places the organism in Eukaryota, Fungi, Basidiomycota, Agaricomycetes, Agaricales, Omphalotaceae.